AUGCCCGAGCCCGUGGUCACGGCGCUGCUGGCGCCCUCGCGCUUCGCCCUGGCGCUGCUGCGGCUCGCGCUGUGGACGGCCGUGCUGAGCGGGGCGGUGCUGGCCGCCUUGGGCUACGCCUGCGUGGCGCUCGCCCACGUGCUGUGCCGGCCUCGCCGCGGCUGCCUGGGCCGCCCGCACCGCGCGCCGCCCGCCUGCCUCCGCGACCCCGCGCUCGGCCAGCCCGGAAGCCUGGCGCUGCAGAGCUCGGGCCUGCGACUGCACUACGUCUCGGCCGGGCAGGGCAAUGGACCCCUCAUGCUCUUUCUGCACGGCUUCCCCGAGAACUGGUUCUGCUGGCGCUACCAGCUCCGGGAGUUCCAGCGCCGCUUCCACGUAGUGGCCGUGAACAUGCGGGGCUACGGCCCCUCCGACGCCCCGCAGGACGUGGACUGCUACACCAUGGACGUCCUGACGGCCGACGUCCGAGACAUCAUCCUGGGCCUGGGUUACUCCAAGUGCGUCCUCGUGGCGCACGACUGGGGCGCGCUGGUCGCCUGGAACUUCUCCGUCUACUUCCCGUCUUUCCUGGAGCGCAUGGUGGUGGUCAGCGGCGCCCCGAUGCCCGUGUACCAAGACUACACCUUACGUCACUGGCGCCAGUUCUUCCGCUCCAAUUACAUGUUCCUGUUCCAGCUUCCUUGGCUGCCCGAAAAGUUACUGUCCAUGUCUGACUUCCAGAUCCUCAGGAACACCCUCAGUCACCGCAAGAAGGGCAUCCCGUACCUGAACCACUGCGAGCUGGAGGCCUUCCUGUACCACUUCUCACAGCCUGGCGGUCUCACGGGACCCCUCAACUACUACCGCAACCUCUUCAGGAACGUCCCCCUGGAGCCCCAGGAGCUGGCCAUGCCCACCCUGCUGCUGUGGGGUGAGGACGAUCCCUAUCUGGAAAAGGGGCUGGUGGAGGCCAUUAGCAGCCGCUUCGUGCCCGGCCGGUUGCAGGCCCACGUGCUGCCCGGAGCAGGCCACUGGAUCCCCCAGAGUCACCCUCAGGAAAUGCACAAGUACAUGUGGGCCUUCCUGGAAGACCUGAUAGAUUAGGGCCCAGCAGGGCAUCAUCCUGCUGCUCACA
Messenger RNA from Suncus etruscus (white-toothed pygmy shrew), 1114 nucleotides. RefSeq names its product epoxide hydrolase 3 (gene EPHX3). Gene Ontology annotation, cellular component: intracellular membrane-bounded organelle. Gene Ontology annotation, molecular function: hydrolase activity. Lineage: Eukaryota; Metazoa; Chordata; Mammalia; Eulipotyphla; Soricidae. Bases 1 to 1083 code for a protein of 360 amino acids. The transcript has 7 exons. The record is from RefSeq and is a predicted model, not a curated record.